This is a messenger RNA of Micropterus salmoides (largemouth bass), 2165 nucleotides long. It is a transcript of the gene ackr4b, whose product is annotated as atypical chemokine receptor 4b. The coding region runs from base 273 to 1385 and encodes 370 amino acids. Gene Ontology annotation, molecular function: chemokine binding; chemokine receptor activity; scavenger receptor activity. Gene Ontology annotation, cellular component: membrane. Gene Ontology annotation, biological process: G protein-coupled receptor signaling pathway; chemotaxis; immune response. NCBI's taxonomy places the organism in Eukaryota, Metazoa, Chordata, Actinopteri, Centrarchiformes, Centrarchidae. The record is from RefSeq and is a predicted model, not a curated record. The transcript is spliced from 2 exons.
AUGACAGUAAGGACUUCAUGAAUUUAUUUAUCCAUUUAUCCUGCAACAUAACACGCUCUUAAAGACACGUGCAUAGAAAACGACAUAGUGAAGAGAGGUGCUCCUAGGGUGUUAGCAGUGAAGGCAGUGGGCAGGGCUGAGGCAAAUGAGAUCAGUCACUUCAGCCACUUCAGCCCCGUGCUGCACACAACUUUUCUCCUCAGGAUUCAUACCAACCGCUUGUGUAUGAUUAAAGAUAAUCUGCUUUACAAAUCCCACACAAGCAUAAAAAAAUGGAAGAUUUCUAUUAUCAUGACGAUGAGAACUCCAGCAUAAACGACACUUACGAUUACAAUUACGAGCACUCUGUUUGUGACAAGGAAGCAGUGCGCUCUUUUGCCGGUGUCUUCCUCCCGGUCAUAUACGCCCUGGCUCUGGUGGUGGGCCUGGCCGGGAAUGCCCUGGUAGUGGUGGUGUACGCAUCAAAGGUGCGACUACGAACCCUGACAGAUGUGUGCAUCCUUAACCUCGCCAUUUCAGACCUGCUGCUUCUCUUCACCCUGCCUUUCUGGGCGGCGGAUGCCAUCCAUGGCUGGAAGUUGGGUUCGGCAGCCUGCAAGCUCACGUCCUUCCUCUACAGUGCCAACUUCAGCUGUGGCAUGCUUCUGCUAACGUGCAUCAGUGUGGACCGCUACCGUGCUGUAGCCCAGAAUCCAACAGGCAGGUCUGCGACAGGUCCCCGUGUCAGGAGACAGUGGCUCCUGGUGUGUGUGGUGUUGUGGGUUGUAGCCAGCUUUCUUGGCCUUCCCGAACUAAUCUUCUCCACAGUGAAGCACUCCCAUCAAAGGAUGGCCUGUACAGCAGUCUACCCAACCAACAUGGCCCGGCCGGCAAAGGCUGCCCUGGAGCUGCUAGAGGUGACCCUUAGAUUCCUGCUCCCUUUCUUGGUCAUGGUGGUUUGCUACAGCUGGGUUGGCCGGGUGCUGAGCCGGGCAGCUGGGGUGCGGAGAGACCGGAAGUGGCGUGCCCUGCGGGUCCUGCUGGCUGUGGUGGCUGUAUUCCUGCUCACCCAGCUCCCCUACAAUGUGGUCAAGCUGUGCCGAGCGAUGGACGUCAUCUACAUCCUGGUGACAGACUGUGAAGUUAGCAAGGGCCUGGAUCGUGCUGUCCAAGUGACAGAGAGCCUGGCGCUGACCCACGCCUGCAUUAACCCGGUCCUCUAUGCCUUCAUCGGAUCCUCCUUCAGGGGACGCGUCCUCAAGGCUGCUAAGCUCCUUGGACAGCGACUUGGGAGACACCCGAGACACGUCAACGAGGAGCUGGCAGUGGAGAUUGCACUUAACACGCGCACUCAAACGCAAUCCCAGUCGGGUUCUGAGCAAGACACGAGCACCUUUACUAUUUAAGACUCAAAACAUGCAUCUACUUCCUGUAAACGCCAACACAAAAUUAUAUGUCUAUGUAUAUAUAUUUACACAUCUUUACUAUCACACAAGAUAGACUUGAAUAAUCGUUACUAUUCAUUCUUAAUGUAAUAAAUAAAUGUACAGUGAGUUUAUAUGCACUAACUUAGCAGCAAAGCAAGUAUUUUGUAUAAAUUAUGUGUUUUGUUAAAUAAAAGAUUUUCAGUGACACACCUCUACCAACAUCUGAUGCAAUGAAAUGCAACUGAAACUCACGACGCUCUAAGUAUUGCUCUAGUUCCUCGCAACAAAUCCAAUUCAACCUUACAGUCUGCGCUGCCUUCCUAGAGAUCAUCUGCAUCUCAUUCAAACACAUCCCGUGGCUUUGAGACGGGAUGACGGACCGCUUGAUUGCACAGUGGGUGUCCUAUUGAGUUGCAAAAACAUUUGGCAAACAAACACAGAACAGCAAACAGCAGGCAGGACCCUUCCAUGCCAUCAAACUGGAAAAAACAGGAAAGUGGCAUGUUCUUUGGAGGAGCUAUAAGUGUAACUGACGUUUUUAUCCACUUGUGUUUUUUAUAUUUCAUUUAUAUCAGCUUGAAAAAGCAAAUGGUUUGCAGUAGAGUGCAAUCCUUAAUUGUAUGUUGUGGAUUAACAUUUUAGUGGUAUGUUCAUUCCAGAGUGCUAAAAAUGGUCUUUUCCACUAAGAAAUGACUCACUGCCAUCAUAUAACAUCAUCCUCAAGCUAACCCUAAUAAAUUCACCACAUAUCAAAUCACA